Messenger RNA from Protopolystoma xenopodis, 201 nucleotides. The record is from the annotation of a GenBank genome assembly. NCBI's taxonomy places the organism in Eukaryota, Metazoa, Platyhelminthes, Monogenea, Polystomatidea, Polystomatidae.
AUGGUGGUCAGCUCCCGAAGUGAGGCCAUAAAUUGCAUACGGGCUGCUCACCAAUCUGCCGUGGAGACGUUGGGUCAUUACAGUCGGGAGCUCAGCAGCUGCAACCUUCAUGCCAGCCAAUGGCUAGCAGAGGGUAUGAAGCUUGGCAUACGACAGAAUGAAGCGUCGUCCGAAUUGAAAUUGCAAAAGGUGAGACACUAA